CCUGGCCCUGACAUUCACUUCCCAGUAGCUGGCAUUUGGGGGCGCGGCUGGAGACCCGGUCGAGGAGCGGUAAAGGUGCAUUCGCAGUGGGAGGUCCACUGGGACACACGGACUAAGAUCUUCCCCGGAUGCUGGUUAAUCCCACGAAGCUACCACCGGAGGGUCCCAGAGCAAGGAAGAUGGAUCAGGUCCGCCUACUCUUACUUAGUCUAGCAGGAGUGGCGGGAUGGGGGGUGGGGGUAGCUCCAAGGCUUUUGAACGUGGGCAUCACCGCCCUCCGGAGUGGGUCCCUUCCUAAGCGAGAGGUGUGGACCCAGUUCGCGGAUCCUCAGCUGUGCCUGAGCAAGGACCACGCCAUCUCCCCAGCACCCCCAAACCCUCCCUGGUGUGACCACUUCUGAUCCCGCUCCAGACAAAGGCAAUCUGAACUCCAGCGGCACGAAUGAGGGGAUCAGGUUGCUCUCUCGGCCUCCCCUCACCACCACACCCCCUCCUGCUUUUCCCCUUCCCCACGUGACUCUCUGGAAUCUUUGCCAAAGCUUUGAGUCCCUGGGUCCAUUAUCACGCGGAGCGGGGGAGGGAGGAAGGAGGAGAGGAACGUGGAGGAGGAGGAGCGUGUGUCUUUAAAACGCGGGGAUCCAGAGGGGGCCUUAUUUUGUGCGUUUCCGGGCUCUCCGGCGCGCGUAGCAUUGAGUUCGGGGGUUCUUUCCAGCCCCUGUAGCUCUUUCCUCCGUGCAUUUAAAAUUAUGGCUUCUCCUCCACUCGAGUAAUCACACCUCGACCCCGCAGAUCAGCUGUGCGGGUGUUCGGUGAGGAGGCGGCUGCUGGCUGGGAGCAAGCCGAGCCCCCGCAGCCGUCCGCACCCGGGCGAAGGGCGGGGGCGAGAAAGUAGCAGCAGCGCCACCCCCGGCGCAGCCACCUGGGUCUUUCCUCCGAAGCUUUUGAAUCGUCUGCGGCAAGGAGCGCGGCCCGAGGCCGCACCGUGAGGUUGCAGCGCCGGCGAGUCCCGGGAGCAGCCGGCAGCGCCGCACAAAGUUUCCAGCAAACGGCCCCCGGCGGCUGAGGUCCACGGAGCCCCGUGGCCCUCGGAGGGGUGGGUGGGACUUCCCAGGCUCCAGGCGACCGGGUCUGCGGACACAGAGCCGACGUAGAGUGUCGAGCGAACUUUCAAAAGCUGCUACAGACUAACCGGCAAGGGGAUCUCCACGGUGGGGUACCCCAGAGCGGAAGGGUCAGGCCGGAGGGAAAUGCUGGGAGAUCAGAUCAGGCGGUGACCCGCAACUUUCCGGCGAGACUGCCACAGAGAACUGCACUCUGCCUCCUCUUUUACUCUCUCCUGCUCUGCCCGCGUUGGCGUCCUGCUUUGCUGGAGAGCUGGACAGUGAGUGAAUUGAAUCCCCCGCCCACCCCCGCGCCUCUCGGGCUAAUGCGAGUGUAGCUCUCGGACGGUGCAGCGCCUCGUUUUCCUGGAGGUAACCGCCCGCUGCCCCCCCGCCCUCUGUGCGCCCGGGUCCGGGGCGCCGAAGCCAGCGCUUUGGCCGAGAGCAGGUUCUUGGAUGCUGAAAGCUGGGCUCCUGCAGCGUGGGUGUCUAGGCGGCGAUGGGUGUCUUCAAAGUGUGGCUCGGGGUAGCCCUGGCAUUGGCGGAAUUUGCAGUAUUGCCUCAUCAUUCUGAAGGUGCUUGUGUCUAUCAGGGCUCCUUGUUGGCGGAUGCCACAAUUUGGAAGCCCGAUUCAUGCCAGAACUGCCGUUGCCAUGGUGAUAUUGUUAUCUGCAAACCUGCUGUUUGCAGAAACCCUCAGUGUGACUUUGAGAAGGGAGAAGCGCUUCAAAUAGCCGCCAACCAGUGCUGCCCCGAGUGUGUGUCGACGACGCGAGGAUCUUGCCAUCAUUCGGAGAAAAUCCGUGCACAUGGGACCGAGUGGGCCGCCUCCCAGUGUAGUGUGUGCUCCUGCACUCAAGGGGAAGUCCGAUGCAGCCCCCAGCCAUGCCCACCGCUGUCGUGUGGACACCAGGAGGUGGAAUUCAUCCCUGACGGCAGCUGCUGCCCCAUCUGCGUGGGCCCUGGGAAACCCUGUUCCUCCGAAGGCCGUGUGUUUCAGGAUGGGGAGGACUGGCCAUUGAGUCGGUGUGCCAAAUGCGUGUGUAGAGACGGGGUUGCCCAGUGCUUCACAGCUCAGUGUCAGCCUCUGUUUUGUAACCAGGAUGAAACUGUAGUUCGAGUUCGGGGAAAAUGCUGCCCUCAGUGCUCUUCCCGCUCCUGCUCUGCUGCUGGCCAAGUACACGAGCAUGGUGCUCAGUGGAAAGAAAACGCCUGUACCACAUGCAUAUGUGACCGGGGUGAGGUCCGGUGCCACAGGGAAGCCUGCCCUCCACUAAGAUGUGAAAAGGGUCAGAGAAAGGCUCAGCGUCAUGGGGAAUGCUGUGAGCAAUGUGUAUCUCCCGUCGGAAGCUGCUCACACAAUGGGAUUGUGCGGUACCAGGAUGAAAUGUGGAAAGGCUUGGCCUGUGAGUUCUGCAUAUGUGACCGUGGCCAAGUGACCUGCCACACUGGAGAGUGUGCCAAAGUGGAGUGUGCCCAGGGUGAAGAAUUAAUUCACUUAGAUGGAAAAUGCUGUCCUGAAUGCAUUUCAAGGAAUGGCUAUUGUGUUCAUGAAGAAAAUGCAGAAUUUACAUCCUCAAAUGCAAGUACGGUUAAACAUAUUCCAGAGGGGGAGAAGUGGGAGGACGGCCCCUGCAGGGUGUGUGAGUGCCAGCGCGCUCAGGUAACUUGCUACGAGCCCUCUUGUCCUCCGUGUCCAGUGGCCACACUAGCCCAAGUGGUGAAGGGACAGUGCUGCCCGGAGUGCACGUCAGUUCAUUGCCACCCAGACUGCUUGACUUGCUCACAGUCCCCAGACCACUGUGACCUCUGCCAGGACCCCACGAAGUUGCUGCGGAAUGGACGGUGUGUGCACAGCUGUGGCCCAGGGUUCUACCAGGCUGGUGCUGUCUGUGUAGCCUGCCAGCCUCAGUGCUCCACGUGUGCCCACGAACUCGAGUGCUCGUCCUGCCGGCCUCCCCUGCUGAUGCGGCACGGGCAGUGUGUGUCCACCUGUGGGGAUGGCUUCUACCAAGAUCACCACUCCUGUGCAGCCUGCCACGAGUCCUGCGCGGCCUGCUGGGGUCCCCUGGAGAAGCACUGCCUGGCCUGCAGAGACCCCCUCCAAGUGCUGAGGGAGGGUGGCUGUAAGAGCAGCUGCGGUGACGGCUUUUACAACAAGCAGGGGACCUGCAGGGCUUGUGACCCAUCCUGUAAAAGUUGUGGCCCCAAUAGUCCCAGAUGUCUUUCUUGUGCUGAGAAGGCAGUGUUGCAUGAUGGCAAGUGCAUUUCUGCAUGCCCUGGUGGAUACUACACUGAUGCCACUGGCCGAUGCAAAGUUUGUCAUGACUCGUGUGCCAGCUGCUCUGGACCUAGGGCUUCUCACUGCACAGCCUGCACUCACCCCCAGGCCCUGCGCCAAGGCCACUGUCUGCCCAACUGUGGAGAAGGCUUCUUCCCUGACCACGGGGUCUGCAAAGCCUGUCAUUCCUCUUGCUGGGCUUGUGUGGGUCCAGAGCGCUCUCAGUGUACCCAGUGUAAGCAGCCAGAGGAAGGCCUGCAAGCGGAGCAGCUGUCUGGUGCCAACGUCACCUCUGGCGAGUGUCUGCCCCAGUGCAGAGCCCAGUUUUACUUGGAGAACACCGGGCUGUGUGAAGCAUGCCACCAGUCCUGUUUCGGGUGUGCAGGGAGGAGCCCGCAGAACUGCACAGCCUGUUGGCCUUCCCACGUGCUGAUGGAUGGGCAGUGCCUCUCCCACUGCCCAGAUGGAUACUUUAACCAGCAAGGCAGUUGUGCAGAAUGCCACCCCACCUGCAGGCAGUGCCAUGGCCCAUCAGAAUCGGACUGCAUUUCCUGUCAUCCUCAUGUCACUGUUACUGGUGGAAACUGCAGGACUAGCUGUAAAGAAGAGCAGUUCCUCAACCUCAUGGGGUACUGUGCUGAUUGCCAUCCUCUGUGCCAGCAAUGUGCAGCUGAUCUCCACAACACCAGGAGCAUCUGCCUGAGGUGCCAGAAUACCCGGUACCUGCUGCUGGGGGACCACUGUGUCCCUGAUUGCCCUUCUGGAUAUUAUGCAGAGGAAGGAGCUUGUAAAAAAUGUCACCCCUCCUGCAGAACCUGUCAGGGCAGAGGACCCUUUUCCUGCUCCUCAUGUGACACUGACCUCGUUCUAUCCCACUUUGGAACCUGCAGCACCACCUGCUUCCCAGGGCACUACCUCGAUGACAACCAUGCUUGUCAAUCAUGCGGCACACACUGCAGAAGCUGUGAUUCACCGGCCAGCUGUACCUCCUGCCAAGAUCCAAACAAGGUCCUGCUCUCUGGGAAAUGUCAGCUUGAGAGCUGUGCCCCACAGUACUAUCUGGACCUCUCCACCAAGGUGUGCAAAGAGUGUGACUGGAGUUGCAGUGCGUGUGACGGGCCUCUGCGGACAGACUGCCUGCAGUGCAUGGACGGCUAUGUUCUCCAGGACGGGGCCUGUGUGGAACAGUGUGCGCCAACAUUUUACCGGGACUCCGGCCUCUGCAAGAGCUGUGACAGCCACUGUCUCCAGUGCCAAGGGCCCCAUGAGUGCACCCGCUGUGAGGAGCCAUUUCUCCUCCUGGAAGCCCAUUGCGUCCAGGAAUGUGGGAAGGGAUACUUUGCAGAUCAUGAAAAUCGCAAAUGCACAGCCUGCCCUCAGGGGUGCUCUCAAUGCAGCCACAGAAACCAGUGUCACCACUGCGACCAUGGGUUCCUUCUGAAGAGCGGCCUUUGUGUUGCCAGCUGUGUUCCUGGCUUCUCUGCCCACCCUCCUAACGGAACAUGUGCUGGCAAAAUUCACACUCCUGGUCUUCAUGUGAAUGGUUCUCUCACCCUUGCAAUUGGUUCAAUGACACCACUGGAUUUUUCCCUCCUGAAUGUCCAAGACCAGGAUGGCAGGGUCGAAGACCUCCUGUUUCACGUUGUGAGCACUCCCACCAAUGGUCAGCUAGUGCUCUCAAGGAAUGGGAAGGAGGUUCAGCUUGACAAGGCUGGCCAUUUCAGCUGGAAAGAUGUGAAUGAGAAAAAAGUGCGUUUUGUGCACAGCAAAGAGAAACCCAGGAAAGGUUAUUUUUCCCUGAAAAUUAGUGACCAGCAGUUCUUCUCUGAGCCACAGCUGAUCAACAUACAAGCAUUUUCUACACAGCCCCCCUAUGUGCUGAGAAAUGAGGCCCUCCACAUUAGCAGAGGAGAGAGGGGAACCAUCACCACCCAGCUGCUUGACAUCCGAGAUGAUGACAAUCCACAGGAUGUGGUAGUGGAAGUGCUGGAUCCUCCACUUCAUGGCCAAUUGCUUCAAACACUUCAGUCCCCUGCAACCCCUGUCUAUCAGUUCCGGCUGGAUGGACUCUCCAGGGGCUUUCUCCACUAUGCUCACAAUGGCCUGGAGAGCACAUCUGAUGUUGCAGUCUUGCAGGCCAGUGAUGGACACUCCUUCCAAAAUAUUCUAUUUCACGUGAAGAUUGUGCCCAAGAAUGACAGAAGCCUUCGGCUUACGGCUAACUCAAUGGUGUGGGUCCCAGAAGGGGGGAUGCUGCAGUUCACCAACAGAAUCUUACAGGCUGAAGCCCCAGGUGCCAGUGCCUCUGAAAUCAUCUACAAAAUUACACAGGACCACCCCCAAUUUGGGGAGGUGGUCCUUCUGGUUAACAUGCCUGCAGACAGUCCCACAGAAGGACAGCCCCUGCCUGAUGGGAGAACAGCAACCCCCACCAGCACCUUCACCCAGCAGGACAUCAAUGAUGGCGUCGUGUGGUACAGGCACUCCGGAGUCCCAGCCCAGAGCGACUCCUUCCGCUUCCAGGUUUCCAGUGCCACGGAUGCCCAUACCCACCUGGAGAGCCGCACAUUCAACAUCGCGAUCUUACCACAGACGCCUGAAGCACCUCAGCUCUCUCUGGGAGCAUCUCUCCAUAUGACCGCUCGGGAAGACGACCUGACUGUGAUUCAGCCUCAUUCCCUCUCCUUUGCAAAUUCCAAGAAGCCAAGUGGAAAGAUUAUAUACAACAUUACUCUACCUCUGCAUCCAAAUCAGGGUAUCAUCGAACACAGGGACCAGCCUCACUCUCCCAUCCGGUAUUUCACACAGGAAGAUAUUAACCAGGGCAAAAUCAUGUACCGGCCUCCCACAGCAGCGCCCCACCUCCAAGAGAUCAUGGCCUUCUCCUUCGCUGGUCUCCCAGAAUCAGUGAAAUUCCAUUUCACAGUCUCGGAUGGAGAGCACACGAGUCCGGAGAUGGCCCUCACCAUUCACUUAGUUCCCUCUGAUCGGCGCCCACCACUGUUCCAGGUCACAGCUCCACUGCUUGAGGUCAGCCCAGGAGGCAGCACUCCCGUGGGACUUCAGUUGGUAGUAAGAGAUGCUGAGACAGCACCUGAAGAACUCCUGUUUGAGCUUCGGAAGCCUCCGCAGCAUGGCGUGCUCCUCAAGGACACCGCUGAGUUCCGAGGGCCCAUGGCCACAGGUGACACUUUCACACACAAGGAUAUUGAGAAAAACGUUCUGCGGUAUCUACAUGAUGGCUCCUCUGUUGGGGAGGACAGCAUGGAGAUCUCCGUCACAGAUGGCAUCUCCGUGACGACCGUGGAAGUGAGAGUGGAGGUGUCACUGCCCGGGGACCGAGGGCCUCGGCUGGCUACUGGUGCCUCUCUGAGCCUCACUGUUGCUAGCAAAAGCACAGCUGUAAUCACUAGAUCACACCUCACUUACGUUGAUGAUUCUUCCCCUGAUGCAGAGAUCUGGAUUCAGUUGAGAUCCCUGCCCAUGUAUGGUACUCUUUUAAGAGUCUCAGGACCUGAAGUGGAAGAAAUCUCAGAGGUUGCCAAUUUCACAAUGGAAGACAUCAACAACAAGAAAAUUAGGUACUCAGCUGUGUUUGAGACCGAUGGUCAGCUGGUUACCGACAGCUUCCGUUUCUCUGUGUCUGAUAUGGACCACAACCGUCUGGACCAUCAGACAUUUACCAUCCUGAUCACUCCUGUUAAAAACCCACCUCCUGUCAUUGCUUUUGCCGACCUCAUCACGGUUGAUGAGGGAGGGAGAACACCACUCUCAUUUCACCAUUUCUUUGCUGCUGAUGAUCAUGACAACCUCCAGGGAGAUGCCGUCAUUAGACUAAGUGCUCUGCCCAUGUUCGGCUGCAUUGAGAACACAGGCACAGGAGACCGUUUUGGCCCUGGAACUACCAGUGAUCUAGAAGCAUCGUUUCCAAUUCAAGAUGUCCUGGAAAACUACAUUUACUACUUUCAGAGUGUUCAUGAAAGCAUUGAGCCAACCCAUGAUAUUUUUAGUUUUUAUGUAAGUGAUGGAAAUAGUCGCUCAGAAAUCUACAGCAUCAAUAUCACCAUCGAGAGCAAGAAUGACGAGCCUCCCAGGAUGACUUUGCGGCCCCUCCGCGUGCAGCUGAGCUCAGGAGUGGUGAUAAGCAAUUUUUCUUUGAGCCUGCAAGACCUGGACACGCCAGAUAAUGAGCUGAUUUUUGUAUUGACCAAAAAGCCUGAGCACGGUCAUCUACUCCAGAGGCAAACUGCUGCUGAGCUGCUGGAGAAUGGGAGGAUUUUAGACCAGGGCUCCUCCUUCACCUACCAGGACAUCCUGGGCGGGCUGGUCGGGUACAUGCCCGGUGGUCCUAGUGUGGCAGUGGAUGAGUUCCAGUUCUCUCUCACUGACGGACUCCAUAUGGACUCAGGGAGGAUGGAGAUACACAUAGAGCUGCCUAUGGGUGGCGCUCCCCAGGUGGCUGUUAACCGAGGCCUGCAGCUCUCAGCAGGGUCUACUGCACGCAUCACAGAACAGCACUUGAAAGUGACAGACACUGACUCAGAUGAGAGUCAGGUGACGUACAUCGUGAAGGAAGAUCCUAGAGCAGGGCGCCUGCAGAUGGUGAGGCAUGGCAACCUGGAGCAAAUCUCCAUCAGAGGUCCCAUCCGAAGUUUCACCCAGGCUGACCUCAGCCAAGGCCAAGUAGAAUACAGUCACAGAAAAGGAGAAUCUGGUGGGAACUUUGUCUUUAAAUUCGAUGUGGUUGAUGGAGAAGGCAACAGGUUGAUCGGCCAGUCAUUUUCCAUCAGUGUUUUAGAGGACAAAUCCCCACCAGUCAUCACCACCAAUAAAGGGCUGGUCUUGGAUGAAAACUCAGUGAAGAAAAUCACCACUCUGCAGCUCUCUGCCACAGACCAGGAGAGCGGGCCUGCAGAACUGACCUACAGAAUCACCAGACAGCCCCAGCUGGGCCACCUGGAGCACGCAGCAUCGCCGGGUAUCCAGAUUACUUCCUUUACUCAAGCUGACCUGACUUCACGAAAUGUUCAAUAUAUCCAUUCCAGUGAGUCUGAGAAACACUCAGAUGCCUUCAGCUUUACGCUGUCGGAUGGAGUCAAUGAGGUGACUCAAAUUUUCCAUAUCACUAUUCGCCCUGUGGAUGAUUCACUGCCCGUUGUACAGAACUUGGGGAUGCGAGUACAGGAGGGAGUGAGAAAGACCAUCACAGAGUUUGAGCUCAAGGCCUUGGACGCGGACACAGAGGCUGAGUCUGUCACAUUCACCAUUGUGCAGCCCCCACGUCACGGCGCUAUCGAGCGAACCACCAAUGGGCAGCAAUUCCAGCACACCUCCACCUUCACCAUGGAAGACGUCUACCAGAACCGGGUCAGCUACAGCCACGAUGGCAGCAACUCCCUCAAAGACCAGUUCACCUUCACUGUUGCUGAUGGGACAAAUCCCUUCUUUGUUAUUGAAGAAGGCGGGAAAGAGAUUAUGACAGCAGCACCUCAGCAGUUCCAAGUAGACAUCCUCCCAGUAGACGAUGGCACCCCUAGAAUUGUUACCAACCUGGGGCUACAGUGGCUGGAGUAUAUGGAUGGCAAGGCAACCAACCUGAUCACCAAGAAGGAACUGCUGACCAUGGACCCGGACACGGAGGACCUGCAGCUGGUCUACGAGAUCACGAGGGGCCCCCAGCAUGGCCACAUGGAGCACAAGCUGCAGCCCGGCAGAGUGGCUGUGACUUUCACGCAGGAGGACGUGAACUUGGGGUUGAUUCAUUACGUGUUGCAUGAGGAGAAGAUCCAUGAGAUGAUGGAUAGUUUUCAGUUUCUAGUGAAAGACAGUAAACCCAAUGUGGUCAGCGACAAUGUCUUCCACAUCCAGUGGUCCCUUAUCAGCUUUAAACAUACCAGCUACAAUGUCAGUGAGAAGGCGGGGUCUGUCAGUGUCACAGUGCAGAGGACUGGGAACCUCAACCAAUACGCCAUCGUCCUGUGUCGCACAGAGCAAGGCACCGCCAGCUCCAGCUCCAGGCUCGGCUCCCAGCCUGGGCAGCAGGACUACGUGGAGUAUGCUGGCCAGGUGCAGUUUGAUGAGCGAGAGGACACCAAAUCCUGCACCAUUGUCAUCAACGAUGAUGAUGUGUUUGAGAAUGUUGAAAGUUUCACCGUGGAGCUCAGCAUGCCAGCAUAUGCCCUACUAGGGGAGUUCACCCAGGCGAAGGUCAUUAUCAAUGACACUGAGGAUGAACCCACAUUAGAGUUUGAUAAGAAGACCUACCGGGUCAACGAGAGUGCUGGUUUUCUAUUUGCACCUAUUGAAAGAAAAGGGGACUCUAGCAGCAGUGUCUCUGUGAUUUGCUACACCAUCCCUAAGUCAGCUAUGGGAAGCAGCCUCUAUGCUCUAGAAUCAGGUUCUGACUUUAAAUCAAGAGGGAAGUCUGCUGACAGUCGUGUGAUAUUCAGGCCUGGGGUCACCAUGUCCACCUGUGACAUCAUGCUCAUUGAUGACAGCGAGUAUGAAGAGGAAGAAGAGUUUGAGAUUGCCCUGGCAGGUGCUUCUGACAAUGCCCGCAUUGGAAGGGUGUCAUCGGCCAAGGUGCUCAUCAGUGGUCCCAACGAUGCCUCCACUGUGUCCCUGGGCAACACGGCUUUCACUGUUAGUGAGGAUGCAGGCACAGUGAAGAUUCCAGUUAUCCGCCAUGGGACUGACCUUUCUACCUUCACGUCUGUCUGGUGUGCUACGCGCCCCUCGGAUCCAGCUUCUGCCACUCCAGGGGUUGACUACAUUCCCAGCUCCAGGAAGGUUGAAUUCAGGCCAGGUGUCACUGAGCAGGAUUGCACCUUAACGAUCUUGGAUGACACUCAGUAUCCAGUAAUUGAAGGGCUGGAGACAUUUGUGGUUUUCCUCAGCUCAGCACAAGGGGCCGAACUGACCAAACCCUUCCAGGCUAUCAUUGCAAUUAAUGACACGUUUCAGGAUGUGCCCAGCAUGCAGUUUGCCAAGGAUUUGCUCCUUGUGAAGGAGAAGGAGGGUGUUCUGCACGUGCCUAUCAUUCGGAGUGGAGACCUGAGCUAUGAGUCGUCCGUGAGGUGCUAUACUCAGAGCCAUUCGGCUCAGGUCAUGGAGGACUUUGAGGAGAGAAGAAAUGCAGACUCUUCACGGAUUACGUUUCUGAAAGGGGAGAAAAUGAAGAACUGUAGUGUCUUUAUCCAUGAUGACUCCAUGUUUGAGCCCGAGGAGCAGUUCAGGGUCUACCUCGGCCAUCCUCUCGGGAACCGCUGGAGCGGAGCCAGAGUGGGAAAGAACAACAUGGCCACCGUCACCAUAUCCAAUGAUGAAGAUGCCCCCACCAUUGAGUUUGAAGAAGCUGCGUACCAAGUCCGGGAACCCUCGGGGCCAGAUGCAACAGCCAUUCUGAACAUCAAGGUGAUCCGCAGAGGGGAUCAGAACAGGACAUCCAAGGUCCGCUGUAGCACGCGGGAUGGGUCUGCCCAGUCUGGUGUGGAUUAUUACCCGAAGAGCCGCGUCCUGAAGUUCAGUCCCGGUGUGGAUCAUAUCUUUUUUAAAGUCGAGAUCCUGUCCAAUGAAGACCGGGAAUGGCAUGAAUCUUUCUCCGUCGUCCUUGGCCCAGAUGACCCAGUGGAAGCAGUUCUUGGUGAAGUGACCACAGCCACAGUGACGAUUCUUGACCAGGAGGCAGCAGGGAGUCUCAUACUGCCAGCACCACCCAUUGUUGUCACACUUGCAGACUAUGACCAUGUGGAAGAGGUUGCCAAGGAAGGAGUCAAGAAGUCCCCCUCCCCAGGCUACCCGCUGGUCUGUGUCACCCCCUGCGACCCUCAUUUCCCUAGGUAUGCUGUCAUGAGGGAGCGCUGCAGCGAGGCUGGCAUCAACCAGACGUCUGUACAGUUCAGCUGGGAAGUGGCGGCCCCCACUGACGGCAAUGGGGCCCGGUCUCCCUUUGAGACCAUCACUGACAACACACCAUUCACCAGCGUCAACCACAUGGUCCUGGAUAGCAUUUACUUCAGCCGCAGGUUCCAUGUGCGUUGUGUGGCAAAGGCUGUAGACAAGGUGGGUCAUGUGGGGACCCCCUUACGGAGCAACAUUGUUACCAUCGGAACAGACAGUGCUAUCUGCCACACCCCAGUGGUGGCUGGGACAGCAAGAGGCUUCCAGGCUCAAUCCUUCAUCGCAACCUUGAAAUAUCUGGAUGUCAAACACAAGGAGCAUCCGAACAGAAUCCACAUCUCAGUGCAGAUCCCACACCAGGAUGGAAUGCUGCCCCUCAUCUCCACCAUGCCCUUGCACAACUUGCAUUUCCUCCUCUCUGAGUCCAUCUACAGACACCAGCACGUCUGCUCCAAUCUCGUCACCACCCGUGAUCUCAGAGGCAUUGCAGAGGCUGGGUUCCUGGAUGACAGGGUAUAUGACAGCGCGGCCAUGGGGCCAGGCUACGACCGCCCCUUCCAGUUUGACCCCAGUGUAAGGGAGCCCAAGACCAUCCAGCUCUACAAACACCUCAACCUGAAGAGCUGCGUCUGGACCUUUGAUGCCUAUUACGACAUGACCGAGCUCAUUGAUGUCUGUGGGGGGUCUGUAACUGCCGACUUCCAGGUGAGAGACUCUGCCCAGUCGUUCCUGACCGUGCAUGUGCCUCUCUACGUGUCCUACAUCUACGUGACAGCCCCCAGGGGCUGGGCCUCCUUGGAGCACCACACAGAGAUGGAGUUUUCCUUCUUCUAUGACACGGUUCUGUGGAGAACAGGAAUCCAGACAGACAGUGUGCUCUCUGCAAGGCUUCAGAUAUUAAGAAUCUAUAUUCGAGAGGAUGGACGGCUCGUCAUUGAAUUCAAGACCCACGCCAAAUUCAGAGGGCAGUUUGUGAUGGAGCACCACACCCUGCCAGAAGUGAAGUCCUUCAUACUGACCCCGGACCACCUGGGAGGAAUUGAAUUUGGCCUGCAGCUGCUGUGGAGUGCUCAGACCUUUGAUUCUCCGUAUCAGCUCUGGAGGGCCACAAGCUCUUAUAACAGGAAGGACUACUCGGGGGAGUACACCAUCUGCCUGAUCCCUUGCACCGUGCAGCCCACACAGCCAUGGGUGGACCCAGGAGAGAAGCCUUUGGCCUGCACUGCACACGCCCCAGAAAGAUUCCUGAUACCCAUUGCAUUCCAGCAGACCAACCGCCCCGUACCAGUUGUGUAUUCUCUCAAUACUGAAUUUCAGCUCUGCAAUAACGAGAAAGUGUUUCUCAUGGAUCCCAACACAGCUGAUAUGUCACUGGCAGAAAUGGAUUACAAAGGAGCCUUCUCAAAGGGUCAAAUCCUGUAUGGCCGAGUGCUUUGGAAUCCAGAACAAAACCUUAAUUCUGCUUACAAACUCCAGCUGGAGAAAGUCUAUCUCUGUACUGGCAAGGAUGGCUACGUGCCUUUCUUUGAUCCCACGGGGACAAUCUACAAUGAAGGACCACAGUAUGGAUGCAUUCAGCCAAACAAACACCUAAAACACAGAUUCUUGCUGCUGGACCGCAGUCAGCCAGAGGUGACUGACAAGUACUUCCACGACGUGCCCUUUGAGGCCCACUUUGCUUCCGACUUGCCUGAUUUCCACGUGGUCAGUAGCAUGCCAGGUGUGGAUGGAUUUACUCUGAAAGUGGAUGCGCUCUAUAAGGUGGAAGCAGGACACCAGUGGUACCUCCAGGUCAUCUACAUCAUUGGCCCUGACACCAUCUCAGGACCCCGGGUCCAGCGCUCUCUCACGGCCCCGAUGAAGCGCAACCGAAGGGACCUGGUGGACCCCAGUGGCCGGCUGACCCUUGAUGAUUCCCUCAUCUAUGACAACGAAGGGGACCAGGUCAAGAACGGCACCAAUAUGAAGUCCCUGAACCUGGAGAUACAAGAGCCAGUUGUAGCUGCUUCUCUGUCCCAAACUGGGGCAUCUAUCGGCAGUGCGCUCGCUGCUAUCAUGCUUCUACUUCUGGUGUUUUUGGUGGCUUGUUUCAUCACCAGGAAGUGCCAGAAACAGAGGAAGAAACCACCUGCAGAGGACGUUUUGGAGGAAUACCCUCUGAACACCAAGCUGGACGUGCCCAAGAGGAGCCCAGACAGGGUGGAGAAGAACGUGAACAGACAGUACUGCACCGUGCGGAACGUCAACAUCCUGAGUGACACCGAGGGGGCUUAUGCAUUCAAAGGUGCUAAAGUGAAGAAAUUGAAUCUGGAGGUCAGAGUUCACAACAAUUUACAAGAUGGAACAGAAGUUUAGUGGAGGAGACCCAUGUGUAUUUUUUUCCUAAAGUCAUUUUUAUAAAACGGGGGAAAUACUGGUAUUUUUAUAAUCUUGCAAAUUAAAAAGGGAAAACUAUAGCUCUGAGCGGCAGGAGGCACACAUCACUUGCAUCAACUCACAACUGAGCUACCUCAUUGAAAAGAACCACUGAGACCCCCCAGAGGACUGGAGUAGUUCUUUCUGUGGACCCCUUUAAUAGUCUCAGUAGCUACAGUUGCUCCUCCUGGAAGACUGACUAUAGAGAGCAAGUGUUUUAGUGCUGGCACAGGAGUUAAGACAAUUAAGUUAGCUGAUGCGGGUCAGAGGACUGGGCAAUGAACAGGGCAGAUUGUAGAGAGAGAGCGGGAUUCAGGGCCUUUGGUUCCCCACCCUCCUCCAGCUUCCUUCCACUCGGGCUCUUCCUGGGCCUCUGGACAGCAGAGUUCAAACUGCUGACAUCCAGAUUCCAUUCAGAAUUCUACUAAUCAGCACAGUGGAUGUAUUUGCUCAUUGUGUCCACCCGACAGCCUGCACUCCGUGGCCUCUAAUUGUGCUUAGCAUUUCCAGAGCCCUUUUCACCUGGGGCUUCUAAGUGCUGUAGACUAGAACACCUCUCUGUGAGUCUCAGGCAAAACCUUGGGCCUCUCCUGUCAGCCAGCAGGUAUCAGGCAUGGCAGAAGCCCUCUUACGGAGGUGAGGGACUGAAACCUGGGGGCAGGAGGGGCCUGGUGAGCACCUCAGAGUACAUCAGUGACGCAUCGCACCCUAGGCCCAGAGAGGUGUCCUUGUGCCUGACUAGUUUACACUGCACCAAUGUGUGAAGUCAUCGUCCCUGCGGAAGGAUGCUGCAAAACAAGAUCAGUGCCCCGUGGCCUUUUUCUGUAUUGCCAUGGAUGCUUAAAAAACCUACCAUACUUCCUGCUACCCCAGGCUUUGCCCAGUCUAAUAAUAGACAAGCCCACGUGCUUUGAUAGCUGUGGGGUUUUUAUUGUGCUAGGGUUUCAGGAAAGUAAGUGAUUCAUUUGAAUAAAGCCAAUUAGGAGAUAGCCCAAGCCAGAGUCAAAUCAGUUAACAGAUGUCUACCAAUACUCACAGCAGAUAAAGUACUGGUACUCACAGCAGAUAAAGGCACCAUUCCUGGUACCGUAUUUCAGGGAUUUCUCUUUUGGGGGGUUCUUUUCUGGUAGCUCAGGCACAUAUUUUACCAUAUCAGCACAUGACAAGGCCAUAAACACGUGGCUUUAAAGUGAUUUAUUAGUGUUCAAAUAGCAGCUUAGCGAUUUUUCACGUAGUGCUCACACAGCUUGCUUUUGUGUUUCUUUUUGGUUCCUGUCUUAGGCAAAAAUGAAGUGUGCAUGUCCUGUUGUUCGGAACACCAUCUUUGGGAGUAAGGCACGACCUCUCCCUGGUGCAUGGCAUACCGCAACCACUGGGCAAAUAACAGAGCAUUCACAUUGUAUAAUGUUUGUAUUAGAGAGAUCCAAGCUCUUUGAGAACAUUCCAAACUGGAAACACUUGGGUCCUCAAAGCUAGAAAGAAUGAACUAUGAAAAGUUUUAGGCAUCUGUACCAGACUCCAAGCUUCUGAGGUGCAGGAUCUGGCUAGCUGUGCCUUGGAUUUCUCAGCAGUGCCUUGCACGUAACGAGCACGCCUGGAAUAAUUGUUGAGUGAAGAAAUGACUGGCGACAUGGUGAGUUAGGAAUACAUUUAGGAAAAGGAGGUGAGAGAGUAUGGUGGCAAUAUCACAAGGGCAAGUAGAGAAAAAAACCAAAAACUUGCUUCUACUUGGAUUAUGAAAUAAUCUCUUUGGAACAAAGAAGCACCAAUUUACGGAGACCCGAAUCUGGCCAUGGUCUUCAGGAGGACUGGACAGACAGGUCACAGUAGUGUAUUAGCAGGAGGUGAGCCUGCGACUCGGUCUCCCAGCAGGGCAUGCAGAGGGAUGUCUGGCUUAGCCUUCUGAGAUGAGUGUAAAGUUUUAAGAUAGGAUGAAUUGAGGGAGCCCAGGACCAGGAGCUCCUGACUGGUCAGGUGCUACUUGAGACCAGCUCAGGCAGUUUGGGGCAGAACUUAUGUAUCUGCUUCACAAACACUGAGAAUCGGUGUCUCAUGGCUGGAGAGCUCACCCGAAAGGCACAGAAUCUUCUGACAACUUAGGGGGUGAAUGCUAAUUCUACAAGGACAGGAAGCCAAUCACAUGAGAAACUUUGAUUUACCCCAUUAGUUAUAACUGCUCUUUGUGCCAGAAUGCUUACACAUUAAAGCAAUACCUCUGCAUUUGCUCAGAUAUUCUUCUUGCACAUCCAUUACAACACAGUGGGACGCCUGCAUGGGAAGAGUGCAGACAGGUGGCAGAACGAAGCUCCUUGGGGAAAGCAGUGGAGACACAUCUCCAGAUGCCCCUAGCAGCCUCUGCAUAGGAGGUCUUGCACGACCAGGGCAGCUUCCUGGGAGGAUCCCGAAAUACUGAACUAUCUGUGUGAAAGGAAAGCCCUUGCAACACCGCUGCCUCCCCUCCUCUCUGCCCUCCCCUGACACACACCUGUUACUGAAUGUGGUGCUUCUUCAGUGGGUGACAUUAGCACACAGAAAGUGGUAAAAGAUGUGAACCUGAGAUUGACUCCUUUGAUACAGAAUUUCUUAUUUAUGUUUUAUACUUCGUUUAGGGAUCAGAUAAUUUGGUGACUGAUGGGGGAUUAUAUUUCAGUCAAAACUCUGCUUUCAGUUUCUCCGACUUGCCCACUAAAGCCUUGUGUGUGCUUUACUAACCUUUUAUACCAUGCCUCUGGGUAAGAAGGAACAAAACCCCUCAGGGGUUGCUGUUUGCUAUCACAGGCUGGCUGGCAGUGAAGGUUAAAAGGAAGAAGAGUCUGCAUGUUUUUUUCUGCCUUUUAUUGUCCCCCAGGCCUUCUGAGGACUCCUGCAGAUUCUCACUGGUGGACGGGAAACGGUGUUGGAUGUGUUUGCACAGUCUUAUGACAGUCUCGGUGUCCUGUAGGAGUUUUUGUUAUUCUUAGCUACAACACACCUGCUCAGACCGAGUAAAACAUUUGUGGUGCUGUCAACCUGAUUUCUUGACUCUCAGAUGAUUUUUGUAUUUCCAAUACCAAUUUGUGUGUUAUGAAUUUCUGAUUUCUCCAGUAGCAUAUGCCACUAUAUAAAUUUAUAUUAAUAAAGGACAGUCUGAUUGCA
Molecule: messenger RNA, 16830 nt
Organism: Phyllostomus discolor (pale spear-nosed bat)
Lineage: Eukaryota; Metazoa; Chordata; Mammalia; Chiroptera; Phyllostomidae
Gene: FRAS1
Product: Fraser extracellular matrix complex subunit 1
Exons: 74
Coding region: 1600-13635 (4011 amino acids)
Biological process (GO): cell communication
Cellular component (GO): membrane
Molecular function (GO): protein binding
Source: RefSeq, a predicted model, not a curated record